AUGAUAGGACAACAACAAUGGAGAGAUUUAAUAUGUAAAUUUAAGCUUAAAAGAAUAGUUGAUUGUUAUGCUCAUUAUGCUUUAGAAUUGAAGAUACCAUUCGCAAUGAAACUAAUUACUAAAUAUUAUCCUGAUUAUGUAACAUAUAUAACCAAGGAAAUGAAUGACAAUUUUAAUAAGUCUGUUGGACUUGAAAUUGAUUCUGUUGAUAAAUCAGAAGAUGGACUUUUUUCAUCUAAUUGUGCUAGAACUUUUCUAGGUAUGGAAGAUCGUGAUUUCGAAUGGUAUAAUCCUUAUAUGACAUAUAGAACUUUUCUAUUUUUCUAUGAUAAAAUGGUUCGCAAGCAGGAAAAUGAUUGUAAAUUUAAUUACGUACAUAAUGAUCUAGAUUAUGAUGACUUAUUAGCGUAUAGUACAUUCUUUAUCACAGGUACGCAGGGAGAUGUUGGUGCAGUACAAGAGUAUAUAAAAGAAUUAGAAGAUUUAGGUGAACAAUUCACUAUUGUAUCACACCCGGACCUCGAUUUAUCAGCUUAUGAAGCUAAUAUUGCACGCACAACUGUGAAGUCAAAAGAUUUUAUUCAAAGUUAUUUGUCAAAAAAUUAUAACGAUGCGGCAUCACAUUUUAUCCAACAUAAUGUCGAAAUUAUUGAAUAUGUUUUCAAAUUUAAUCCAUCUGUAGUACAUAUAACAUAUUCAGCACUUGGCCUAAUACAACAUAAUACUAUCCUCUGUGGUGACCGUAUUGGUAAUAUGAAUGAAAUAACUCAUAAACAAAAUAAGAAUGUGAUUGAUCAAUCUAUUUUAAAAGCAGCUUAUUGGUUUAUUCAUGAUUUAAAUGGUCUAUCUUUAUUUUUGGACUUUGAGAAUUAUAAUAAUUAUGACCUUGACGUUUUAAUCCAUUAUGGUGGAGUUAACAUAACUCAAUAUUGUAUUGAGCAUAAUAUCCAACAUAAUAUAAUACCAUAUGCUUUUGAUCAAUUUUUAUGGAAACAAGUUCAAAAUGUCAUUGUUACAAAAAACUUUAAGAAACAAUUCAAUAUAAAUAAAAUGUUUGAUAUUGCUAAUUCAACAGAAUUAGAGAAUCGAAGCAAAUUAUCACUAGGUUGGUAUAACCUUAAAAUAGAUAUUUUAAAACAAGAAAUUAUAAAUGUUAAAGAUAACCAUCCUUAUGAUAUGGAAAUGUUAAAUGAAUAUUUGAGACUAAAAUUAGAACUAGAAAACAAGAUUAACAGCACUACUAGUAGUGUAUAUAUAACAACUAUAUCAGGUUCUGACUACUAA
Molecule: messenger RNA, 1284 nt
Organism: Dentiscutata erythropus
Lineage: Eukaryota; Fungi; Glomeromycota; Glomeromycetes; Diversisporales; Gigasporaceae
Source: the annotation of a GenBank genome assembly